This is a messenger RNA of Malassezia restricta, 2502 nucleotides long. RefSeq lists its product as uncharacterized. Gene Ontology annotation, biological process: regulation of DNA-templated transcription; DNA-templated transcription. The record is from RefSeq and is a predicted model, not a curated record. The transcript is spliced from 2 exons. Bases 1 to 2502 code for a protein of 833 amino acids. Gene Ontology annotation, molecular function: DNA-binding transcription factor activity, RNA polymerase II-specific; DNA binding; zinc ion binding. NCBI's taxonomy places the organism in Eukaryota, Fungi, Basidiomycota, Malasseziomycetes, Malasseziales, Malasseziaceae.
AUGAAUGAUGCACAUGACAAUGGGAUCAAAGGAUCUUUAACACAAGAGCAGUCUAUCACGAAUUCCAAACUAUCGACGGAAGCUCGUGGAACCGGACGCAGAAGCCGAGUGCAUUUUGCCUGCACAGAGUGCUAUCGCCGCAAACAAAAGUGUAACAGGCAAAUACCGUGCGAUAAUUGUAUUGCAAGACGUAUUCCUGAGAAAUGUAAAACAUUUGAGCAACAAGAAGCCAGUAACGAUCUCUCAACCCAGUUCCAAAAUUUUGAGAGAAUUUUGGAUGGUAAGCUGAGUUUCCUCAAUAAGCGCAUGGACAGCUUGUAUGAAGAAAUAAAACACACGAAGCUCAAGUCAGACUCUCAACAUUCCAAAAAGAGUGAUCAUGGUAUGUCCGCUUCGUAUGAGUCAUUCCCGGGUCCGGUCAGCGAUGGUGAAGGUAGUGACACGGAUACCAGCGAUACGGGGCUAGAGGAACUUAGAACGUCAUUGGAACCAGAGACGAUCUCCUCAGCUGUCAGAUCACUUCCAGGAAAUCAGCAAUUAUCCCUGUCGCAUUCGUUUAUCCCGACCAAAGCCAAGGAAGUGUUGGACAUGGAGUUUUUUUCACCAGUAAUGCAGGAAAGUUUCACGCAUUGUCUAGGUCGAAAGCAGGAUGUGUACAAACUUAUUAAUAUGUACUUCGAGAAGUUAAAUAUACUGCGUCAUCCUAUGCCCGAGGAUAUUAUGGCUCAGGCUCUGGAUGGUGUCUAUGAACACAAUGGACAAAUCACUGAAACGAACUUAUCUAAAUUCUGUUUGGUUGUUGCCGUCGUGGGUAUAACCGUCUUGUUUCUAAAUGUGUCUUAUCCAGAAUUGAUAUCAAAGCUGGAGCUGGACACGAGCCAGCUGGAUUGUGAUGCGCCACGCCGGCUUACCAACGUUGCCAAGAUUGCGUGUGGUGCAACUCAAAAUUUGAAUCGAGAAGAUCAUUAUGUGAUCCUUGCAUACGGUAUUCUAUCUCGGUACUAUUUUGUCACCGGCAACCAAGGGCGUUCUUGGGCCGCCGUUGUUGAAAUGGUGCGCCUUGCGCAUUCAUUGGGCCUCCAUCGUGAUGGCACGGUGUUUGAUUUGGACCCUGAAACCUGCGAACAGCGACGUAUGAUUUGGGCACUUGUAUAUCCGCCGGCCCAAAAUCAUUCUCUGGGCUAUGGUCGCCCCCCGCUUAUUGUGAAUAUUAUGACAGACACGCGACCCCCUCACCCUGCUACGCCCAUCGAGCAAGUGCCCGAGUCAAUUCGGCACUUGUUUAAAAAAGUGGAUCCACCGAAUCUUUUAACGAUUAACAUGAUACGAGUUCAGUUUGCCAAGUUUUUGAGCGUGCUUUGUUUAGAAUUGCACAGUGUGGUAAAGACAUUUACUUACUCCAAGGUGCUCAAAUUGCACAUGGAGUUUAAAGCAUUUGUGUCGAAUCUCCCAUUUUACUUUCAGGUGAACCCGAUGCAUGGUUCGCUGAGUCUGAGCCCUGAAUGUGAUGAGCACUUUCCCUUUCUUAAAUUGCAGCGCUGUUAUUUGUGGUUUGAUAUUGCCUUCUUUUACCUAUCUCUUCAUUGCCCUUACUUGUUGCGUAUGUUAGGAAGAAACAACCCAAAACAGCGGUACAUGCUAUCCUAUGAUUCAUGCAUGGAUGCCGUCAAGCUGAGUUUGGCAAUGAGGCACAAUUUGCUCAAAGAUAUGCCUGACAAUAACCGUACCACUUUGCUAGCCUUCCGCUGGUUCAAUACCACGGUGGUAGCGGGUAUUCUAUUGCUGCUGACACCCCCAGGAAAAAAUGCAGACACGCUGCGCGGAUUUAUGGAGGAGUUUAUUGCAUGGCGUCAAAAGCAGCAAUAUUUGGGACGAGAGGUGGAGUCUCAAAAGGACAUUGCAACCAUUCGCGCCUUUCUCCAUGAGGAUACUCGUCGUUCACAAGGGGACUCGACAUGGAAUGAGCCUGAUGCGCAGCCCAAUGAAAGCGUUGAUACGAAGCGUAGGCGCACCCACUAUGACAAUGGAACAUCGAACGACGAAAAGAACAAGUCAUCUGAUACCAGUGCGUCUCCAGCCAAUGACCAGAAUCCUAAAUUGCAGGGUUUUCCUGCAGGCCCUUGGCCGUCAGGAGAUUUGCCUCUGGAUAUGUCGGUUCACACGCCGGGUAUGUUUAUGUGGCCGGAUUCGCAGAGCAUGGAUCAGGGAUCGAACGUGUUGCAUGAAGCUCUAACGGGUCUUCCGUCUGAACUUCCAACGAUACCGAUGUUUACUGAUCCAUCGGCUCCUUCGAGCGCAGGCGUUGGUAUGCCUGUACCAACACUGAAUCUGGGUGGUAUGUUCCGACUUCCAUCGAUUCUGCCUCAAGAUGGCAUGUCCCCGCGGACCAUGAUGCCUAUAUGGCCCAUGAAUGCUGGAAGUAUGCCGAAUGCAUCGCAGGCACUCAAGGUGGACGUGACACACCAGGAUCAAGAUACGCAUGAAUUACUGAAUUUGUGGUAA